This is a messenger RNA of Lycium barbarum (goji berry), 1519 nucleotides long. RefSeq names its product probable ADP,ATP carrier protein At5g56450. Gene Ontology annotation, cellular component: mitochondrial inner membrane. The record is from RefSeq and is a predicted model, not a curated record. The coding region runs from base 350 to 1315 and encodes 321 amino acids. Gene Ontology annotation, molecular function: ATP:ADP antiporter activity. Gene Ontology annotation, biological process: mitochondrial ATP transmembrane transport; mitochondrial ADP transmembrane transport. The transcript has 2 exons. NCBI's taxonomy places the organism in Eukaryota, Viridiplantae, Streptophyta, Magnoliopsida, Solanales, Solanaceae.
UCAAACUUUUAUACAGGAAAGGGUCAAGUUAGAAGCUAAGCUCAACAUCCAACCCGAAUAUCUCGUUUCUCAAUUCUACAAUCCCAUCAAGCAAACGAAAUGAACCGCGCUUUGUAAUUCUGUUAUGCACGACUCUAUCAAGAAAAAACAGUCGUUAAGACACAAAAAUUGAAAAGGAUAAACAUAUAACAUUACAACAGAAACACCCCCAUCGUUAUUCAACUAAGAAAAUCAAAGCAACCCCAUAUAGAAAACCUUGCAAGCUAGGCAACCCCAUAAGUUUGUAUUUAUCUUUUCAUAUCAAGAAACCAUACAAAUAUUGCAUUUUUACUUUUAAUCUAACAAGAAAAUGGUGGAAGAGGAUGGUGAAGGGGAACAAAAGGGUAUUUCAAGAAAAUCUGAGCCAUCAAAUUGGUGGGUAACAUUCAAUAGAGAUCUAAUGGCAGGAGCAGUAAUGGGUGGUGCUGUACACACGAUUGUGGCACCAAUUGAGAGAGCAAAGCUAUUGUUACAAACCCAAGAAAGCAAUAUAGCUAUAUUGAGUGGUCCUCAUAAGAGGUUUAAGGGAAUGGUUGAUUGUAUAGUUAGAACUGUUAAGGAAGAAGGUGUUCUUUCUCUCUGGAGAGGUAAUGGUAGCAGUGUUAUCAGAUAUUAUCCUUCUGUUGCUCUCAACUUCUCUCUUAAGGAUCUCUAUAGGAAUAUCUUACACAGCAACUUUCAAGAUGGUCACCUUUUGGCUGGUUCAUCAGCUAAUUUUAUUGCCGGGUCUGCAGCUGGUUGUACAACAUUGAUCAUCAUUUAUCCACUAGAUAUUGCACAUACACGACUCGCAGCUGACCUUGGUCGGUAUGAAGCUCGUCAGUUCCGUGGCAUUUACCACUUUCUGAGGACAAUUCAUGAGAAAGAUGGAAUUCGAGGCAUUUACAGGGGACUUCCCGCCUCUCUUCAUGGAAUGAUUGUUCACAGAGGGCUUUACUUUGGGGGUUUCGACACCAUAAAAGACAGGAUGGCUGAAAAUUCUGAAGCAGAUGUGCCAUUAUGGAAACGCUGGGUAGUCGCUCAAGCAGUCACAACAUCUGCUGGCCUGUUCUCUUAUCCUUUGGAUACAGUUCGGAGGCGAAUGAUGAUGCAAUCUGGCUUAGAAAAGCCAAUGUACAGAAGCACAUUUGAUUGUUGGCGGAGGAUUUACAAGACAGAAGGAUUUAAUUCAUUUUACCGUGGAGCUAUGUCUAAUAUUUUCAGAAGUACUGGUGCAGCAGCUGUUUUAGUGUUAUAUGAUGAGGUGAAAAAAUUCAUGAAUUGGAGUGGAUUAUAGCAUAAGGUGUUUCAGGUUAAUAUUAAUCAUCACAAAUGGGAUUAGGAGUAUCAACUGUGGUACAAAGACCUAAUUAUAUUAGCCUUACUUGGUAGAGAUGCAUUUUGAUAGCCUCAAACGUGACAAACAUACAAUGUGGUAAAACAUGUCCAGAUUUUUUCCACAUUUGGAUAAUAACAAAGAUCAGAACUUUUUACAAUCAAA